Messenger RNA from Rotaria sordida, 1209 nucleotides. NCBI's taxonomy places the organism in Eukaryota, Metazoa, Rotifera, Eurotatoria, Philodinida, Philodinidae. The record is from the annotation of a GenBank genome assembly.
AUGCAAGACAGUACAUUACCUCAAGUGAAUACAAAUACUCCACAAUCAUCGCGAAUUUUACUUAAUAUAGAAGAUUAUCAUCAAGCAGCAAAAGAAAAACUUUCGAAAAUGACUUAUGAUUAUUAUCGAUCAGGUGCUGAUGAUGAAUUAACAUUACAAGAUAAUAUAAAUGCUUAUCGACGUAUUAAAUUACGUCCAAGAGUAUUUGUUGAUGUUUCUCAUCAUGGUACAAAUUCAGAUACUUGUUCUGUUACAUUAUUAAAUGGUCAAACAACUUGUUCAUUACCUAUUUUAAUUGCACCAACAGCAAUGCAUCGAUUAGCUGAUGAUCGUGGUGAAUUAAGUACAGCACGUGCAGCUGUUCGUGCUAAUACAGUAAUGAUACUUUCUUCAUUAUCAACAACACGUUUAGAAGAUGUUGCUCAUGAACAUCAACAAGCAUUAAAAGAAUAUCCAACAUCAAAAUCACAAUUAUGGUUUCAAUUAUAUAUUGUUAAAGAUCGUGAAUUUACAAAACGACUUGUUCAUCGUGCUGAAAAAGCUGGUUUUCGUGCGCUUGUUCUUACUGUUGAUGCUUGUCGUUUUGGUAAUCGUGAAGCAGAUCAUCGAAAUGGAUUUCGUUUACCAGAAAAUAUGCAAUUAGAAAAUUUAUAUGAUGGUGAUUUAAAACAUGCACAAAGUGAUCAUGUAUCAGCAUUAAAUGAUUUUAUUGCAAGAAAUCUUGAUGCAUCAUUAACAUGGUCUGAUAUUAAAUGGUUAAGACAAAUAACUCGUUUGCCUAUUAUUGUUAAAGGUAUAAUGACUAGCGAAGAUACUCAAUUAGCUGUUGAAGCUGAUGUUGAUGGAAUUAUUGUAUCAAAUCAUGGUGCUCGACAAGUUGAUACAACAUUAAGUACAAUUGAAGCUCUACCUGAAGUUGUUGCAAUUGUUCGAGGAAUGCAAACUAAGAAAAAGAUUGAUAUUUAUAUAGAUGGUGGAGUUCGACGUGGUACAGAUGUUCUUAAAGCCAUAGCUCUUGGAGCAGAUGCUGUACUUAUUGGUCGACCUGUUCUUUGGGGUCUUGCAGUAGGUGGAUGUCAAGGUGUAGUUGAUGUAUUCGAAGUAUUGAAACGUGAAUUUAAACUUGCAGUGAUGCUUUGCGGAUGUGCAUCAUUACCGAACAAUGGCAAGUCUUCACAUCUUGUUGCAAUGCCAAAAUCGAAGCUCUAA